Messenger RNA from Aspergillus pseudonomiae, 1455 nucleotides. RefSeq lists its product as uncharacterized. The record is from RefSeq and is a predicted model, not a curated record. Lineage: Eukaryota; Fungi; Ascomycota; Eurotiomycetes; Eurotiales; Aspergillaceae. Gene Ontology annotation, molecular function: FAD binding; Delta24(24-1) sterol reductase activity. The transcript has a single exon. Gene Ontology annotation, cellular component: cytoplasm; membrane. Bases 1 to 1455 code for a protein of 484 amino acids. Gene Ontology annotation, biological process: steroid metabolic process.
AUGAAACUACACAACGCUAUCGUUCAGAAAAUCUCUACACAUGUGAAACAAUUCUAUGAUGACAAAAUCCCAUUCCACAUAUACCAUGGCUCAACGAACUCGACACGCGCUUCAACGAAGCUUCGCUCGAACACUGUCGACACAAGCAGCCUCAACCGAGUGCUCAGGAUUGAUCAAGAGAGAAAGGUUGUCUUAGUAGAGCCAAAUGUCCCUAUGGAUAUGCUUGUCAAGGCAACCCUUCCAUAUAGACUAAUUCCGCCGGUCGUCAUGGAAUUUCCUGGAAUAACGGCCGGUGGUGGAUUUGCCGGAACAGGCGGAGAAAGCAGCUCCUACCGACACAGCUUUUUUGAUAGAACUGUCAACUGGAUCGAGGUAGUGGUUGGGAAUGGCGAUAUUCUCACUGCCUCCGCAACAGAGAACUCCGAUCUCUUUUUCGGGGCUGCAUGCUCAUUCGGAACCUUGGGCAUAACCACUCUCCUCGAAAUACAGCUGCUAGAGCUCCCUGUAGAGCCAGCAGUAGAGUUGACCUAUUUUCCAAUCUCAAUGGGCGUCGAAGAGGCUGUACGAAAGAUCGAGCAUCUCACACCUGACCCAGCAUACCAGUACUUGGACGGCAUUCUGUUCACCAAAGAGAGAGGAGUUAUCUGUGCAGGAUCAAUUACAAGCGCUGCAGACCACGGCUCUCGAAGAAUACAAACAUUUACUCGCCCUUCCGACCCCUGGUUUUACAUGCACGCUGAAGACAUGGCCUUUUCGGCUGCCGAGGAAGCUGGCCCCGCAAAGGACCUUAUUCCAAUUGCUGACUAUCUGUUUCGAUAUGACAGAGGCGGAUUCUGGGUUGGCAAAUAUGCGUUUGAGUACUUUUUAUUUCCUCAAACCAAGUUCAUGCGGUGGGCCUUGGAUCGCAUCUCUCACACAAGGGUGAUGUAUCAUGCCGUCCACAAGAGCGGUCUAUUCAGCGAAUACACAAUCCAAGAUGUUGCAGUCCCUUAUAGAGGGGCUAAAGAGCUGGUUGACUUUGUGGACGAUUCAUUUGGGAAGUAUCCCCUUUGGAUCUGUCCGGUGCGUUCAACCACAGCUCACGUCACGGGGUUAGUAGCAGAAACCCGAGCCCAACCAGCUUCCGAGCCGGAUGACUCUGGGAUGAUGCUCAGUGUUGGUAUCUACGGACCAGGUCCAAAAGGCCGGGAGUUUCUCCGCUUUAACCACGCUCUCGAGAAGCUAGUAAACAAACUUGGGGGUCAGAAGUGGCUGUAUGCGCGGACCUACUACACUGAAGAAGAUUUUUGGUCAAUUUAUGACUAUUCCACAAGAGACGAGCUUCGGCAGAAAUACCAUGCGAAAUACUUGCCAAACCUUUACCAAAAGGUUCGCGCCAACCGCGAGGUAUUAUCCAGUAGCUCCAUGCAUCGGUCAUGGAUGUCAAGGCUACUGGAACAAAUAUGGCGACAGUGA